Messenger RNA from Saccostrea echinata, 1614 nucleotides. RefSeq lists its product as uncharacterized. The record is from RefSeq and is a predicted model, not a curated record. The transcript has 2 exons. Bases 392 to 1465 code for a protein of 357 amino acids. Lineage: Eukaryota; Metazoa; Mollusca; Bivalvia; Ostreida; Ostreidae. Gene Ontology annotation, cellular component: mannan polymerase complex. Gene Ontology annotation, molecular function: alpha-1,6-mannosyltransferase activity. Gene Ontology annotation, biological process: cell wall mannoprotein biosynthetic process; protein N-linked glycosylation.
AUAACAUGACUGCACAAUCUCGAAUGGUUGUGAAUAUUCUUUUUAAUGUACAGUGAAUGAUCUGUUUCACGGAGUUAUGAAUUUGUAGGGAUAAACAGACAUUAAGUUUUUAUUGGGUUAAAUAUCUUGGUAAAAAUUAUCUGACUCAUGUCCUUGGGAAACUUUAAAACAACAACAUUUUGAUAAAAUUGUGGAUGAUGUGUUUCAAUUGAACCGUUAUAUGCAUGCGAAUUGCAAUACCUUUGUCCAAAAGAAAAAGACCGAUAAAUGCAUCUGAAACGUGUAUGUGCUUUAAUAAAUACUAAUCGUUAUCUAUCUUUAAACCUCGUGAUUUUUAUUCCCUCACUUAUUUGUUUACGUGGUCAUUGAACUGAAGUACAGAAAUGUUACUAUGACUAUGAGCAUCCGAAGACCCUCAGCAGUGCCUCUAUUGGUAAUCGCAGUGUGGAUGGGCUUAUAUGUGUAUUUUUAUCUGUUGCUUGGUAAAAAGAACUGGAGCACAAAACAGAAGUCAGUACCCAAUAGGAGAUUAUGUUUUUAUAAUGAGACGGCUGAUAAUUUGAGAUGGAAUUUACCAAACGUACCAAAACAUUCACUCCAAAAUGACUCGUUGGAACCCUUGUCAGUGGAGAUUAUGCAGCAUUUCACAUUGCUUAAUAAGACAUUGUGCCAAGGUUUUCUUAUAUUGAUUCUCACCCCAAUUCAUAACAGUGAAGAUGAUAUGGAGAGAUACUUGAACCUUAUCAAAAGUUUAGAUUACCCAAGACACUUGCUGUCUGUUUCCUUUGGUGAGGACGGUAGCCAAGAUAAAACAUUCUCCAAAGCACUCAUAGUCGCAGAGCAGUUAAAGGCCCUUGGCAUCCGCCGAGUAGAUGUUCACCAUUUCAACAUCACUGGUCAGGUAAGGGAUAGUUGGUUAAAUGAACAUUCAUAUGCAAAACAACUUCAAAGGAGAAGUCAUCUAGCAAAAGCAAGAAAUAUGCUUCUAGAAGCAGCUCUGAAGGACGAAGAUUACGUUCUUUGGUUAGAUUCAGACAUAAAAAUUGUUCCUCCGGAUUUAAUUCAACAAAUGCUUCACGCAAAUAAGGACGUUGUUUCAGCCUCUUGUCUGUUCAAAGACAGAAGUGGGCGCCUGCGCAUUUACGACAAAAAUACCUGGAGGGAAACGGUUGAAUCUUUGCAGAAACAAGAGAGAUUUCCAAAAAACCAACUUGUCGUAGAGGGAUACGGCCCAUCUUUGAAAAUAUAUCUCCCUCAUUUACGAGGUGAGGGAAAACGUGCUGUUCCUAUAGAUGGCGUUGGUGGUUGUAGCUUACUGGUAAAAGCGGAUUGUCACAGGAAUAGGCUUCGUUUUCCAGAGACUUUGUACAAGAGGCAUAUCGAAACGGAGGGGUUGGCAAAAAUGGCGGCGGACAUGGGAUACAGUGUGUACGGUUUACCUUUUGUAAACGUUUUCCAUUCGUAGAUUGAUUAAAGAUUUCUCUAAAAAUAAUUUCUUAAUUAUUAGGUAAACAAAACAAUCGAAGAACCUUUUGCAGUUAUUCUUUUAAUAAAUGCUAAGACCUGAAAGAACAUCCGUACAUCUCAAAGCGCAUGCCCACAUAGUUGUUUGCA